AUGACUCUCCCCGGUUCACUCAUUCCUGAAUCAAACAAACGCCAAAGAAGGGUGAAUGAACCUCCCAGACCGGCACCUGGUAGUGUUGCCGAACGACUGGCUCAGCUUCAACAACGCGAAGCAGAGGCUUCACAAAGUAGGAUCGCACGGCUGGAUGAUACACCCAUUCAGAUCACUCCUCCAGAUCCACACCACUACAACAAUGAUGAUGGUUCCGAUAACGAGCAGCCACAAGUUCUGUAUGACCACUUUCAGACAAAUGCCGAGAACGAAGAUAUCGCCCCGCUUAACGAUGACGACAAUCCUGCUACUAUAGCCAACAAAUGGAUUAUCGAAGUGGUUGGAAUAACCAAGGGAACCAUCACAGAGCAAUUGAUCAUGAGCAAAGAAAGUCUACAAUCUCUCUAUUCACGUUUGAUUCAAAAGUACUCACGACUGUGGAUAUUCUGGAGUGGAGGCAUGCAGGGCCUAAUCAAUCGGACCAAAUCGUAUAGCGCCCUGGAACCCAUAGACGAGACAUCAAUUUUAGCUCGGUGGGAGGUGUUGGUGUCAAAGAGUAGAAUUGCUUGGAAGACUUACUCUCAGGCUCAGAUAUUUGAAGCGGAACCUCUGGAUGAAGGUGAAGAGCUUGAGCAUAGGAUGAUUGAGUUGCAAGUGAAUGAUGAUGAUGAUGAUGUGGCGGGUGAGGAGGAGGUCGAUAACGAUGGAGAGCCUGACGAGGAUGAGAACGAUGAGCUGGAUGCGGAUUGA
Melampsora larici-populina 98AG31 is the source of this 750-nucleotide messenger RNA. RefSeq lists its product as uncharacterized. The transcript has 2 exons. The coding region runs from base 1 to 750 and encodes 249 amino acids. Lineage: Eukaryota; Fungi; Basidiomycota; Pucciniomycetes; Pucciniales; Melampsoraceae. The record is from RefSeq and is a predicted model, not a curated record.